CAAUUGAUCAAGAAUUAUUUGAAGUCGUCACAAAACAUAUGAUUCAUGGCCCAUAUGGCGUACUAAAUAUAAAUUCACCAUGCAUGAUUGAUGGCAAAAGCUCAAAGCGUUAUCCCAGAGCAUUGACUUCCGACACAAUAACAGGCAAUGAUGGAUACCCGUUGUAUCGACGACGGUCUACUGAAGAUAACGGUCAAUCAGUAAUGAUGAACAUUCGUCAUCAAGAAAUCAUCGUCGAUAAUCGCUGGGUUGUGCCAUAUUCACAACUUCUGUCUAAAAUAUUUCAGUCUCACAUUAACGUUGAGUAUUGUAAUUCCGUCAAGUCAAUCAAAUACAUUUGCAAGUAUGUGAAUAAAGGAAGUGAUAUGGCUGUCUUUGAAGUACCUGAUGCUGACAAUAGGAACGAUGAAAUUACCCGAUAUCAAAUGGGCCGAUACGUUAGCAGCAAUGAAGCAAUUUGGCGAAUAUUUGCGUUUCCAUUGCACGAAAGACAUCCUGUUGUUGUUCAUCUAGCGGUGCAUCUUGAAAAUGGUCAACGUGUUUAUUUUACUACUGAAAAUAUACAGCAGAGAGCAGCACAACCACUAGCGACUACUUUAACUGCUUUUUUUCGACUUUGUGAAACCGAUACAUUUGCCAGAAGUUUGCUAUAUACUGAUGUAUCUCAGUAUUACACAUGGAAUACAUCAUCAAAAGAAUUCCAACGACGUAAACAGGGUACAGCAGUUGAUGGUCACCCAGGUAUAUAUUCAACAGAUGCUUUGGGGAGAAUGUAUACGAUUCAUCCCAACAACGCGGAAUGUUUUUAUUUGCGAUUGCUAUUGAUGAACGUUCAAGGACCGAGAUCGUUCGAAUAUUUGAAAAUAGUUGACGGUCAUUUAUGUGAGACGUAUCGCGAGGCAUGUCACCUACUGCAUUUGUUGGAAAACGAUUCACAUUGGGAAUCGACGCUUCAAGAUGCAUGUGUUUCAUCUUUACCACAACAAAUAAGAAUGCUUUUCUCGAUUAUAAUAUCAACAUGCAUGCCGUCGAAUCCACUGGAAUUAUAGAACAAAUAUCAAGAUUACAUGACGGAAGAUAUUUUGAUUCGGAUGCGUCGUACGUCAAAUAAUCCAGAUUUGAUGAUUACCUUGGAAAUGUACAAUGAAGCAUUAAUAAUCAUUGAAGAUAUGUGUCUCAAAAUUGCGCAUAAAGCAUUACCACAGUUAUCUAUGAUUUCACCUGAUCGUCCGAUGCAUGAUUUGAUGGAUCAAGAAUUGCAACGUGAACAACAAUUCAAUUGUGACGAAUUGAUUGAAUUUGUGCAAUCAAAUAUUGACAAAUUAAAUGAUCAACAAAACUAUGUACAUCAAACAAUUUUGCAAGCUGUUUCUGUGGGAUGAGUGUACAAUUUAUGCGGAAAUCAACAGCUGUUUGGUGGUGCCUUGAUAUUGUUAUCAGGUGAUUUUCGACAAACAUUGUCAAUUUCUUCCUCGAUCAACUCCUGCCGAUGAAAGAAAUGCAUGCCUGAAAUCUUCUGCUCUCCGAAGAUUUGUGAAAAAAUUGACGUGGAAUAGCAAUAUGUGUGUCCUAUUAUAAGACGAUUCAUCUGAUAUCAGUUUUCGGAACAAUUGUUGGAUAUCGAAAAUGGAAAAAUGUAAAUCGACAAUACUAAUGGAAUGAUCACCUUGCCCGAAAAUUUUUGUACAAUUUUGCAAACAAAAGAAGAAUUAGUCGAAUGCGUUUUCCCAAAUAUCAUUCAGAAUCACAGAAGCCAUGAUUGGUUAGCAGAACGUUCAAUAUUGGCACCGAAGAAUAUGCACGUCAAUGCAAUGAACUUCCAAAUUCAAGAAAAAUAGCCAGGUGAAAUCAUAACUUAUAAAGCCAUUGACAGCGUUAUGGAUGAAGAUGAAGCUGUGAAUUAUCCAAUUGAAUUUCUGAAUUCAUUGGAACCACCUGGUACACCGCCACAUCUUUUGAAUUUAAAGGUUGGUUCACCAAUCAUAUUACUACGGAAUAUCAAUCCUCCAAAAAUGUGUAAUGGUACACGACUGGCAAUAAAGAAGCUAAUACCAAAUUUGAUUGAAGCAACUAUACUCAAUGGCAAAGCGAAAUGUGCUUAUACCACGUAUUCCAAUGAUUCCAACAGACAUGCCAUUCGAUUUCAAACGUCUGCAAUUUCCGGUGCGUUUAUCAUUUGCCAUGACUAUAAACAAAGGACAAACAUUUCAAAUAUGCGGAGUAAAUUUGGAAGAAUCGUGUUUUUCACAUGGACAAUUAUAUGUUGCAUGUUCGAGAGUCGGUACUGCACAUCGUUUAUUCAUUCAUGCACCGGACAGUAAAACUAAGAACGUUGUUUAUCAAAAUGUUUUAGAUUAGAACUCGAAUUUUUGAGAUUUACAAUUUAUUAUAUACGCUUAUGUAAAAAUAAGAGGAAACUGAAGAAUAAAUACUUUCAAUGUUUGAAGAGUA
Messenger RNA from Bactrocera neohumeralis, 2451 nucleotides. RefSeq lists its product as uncharacterized. NCBI's taxonomy places the organism in Eukaryota, Metazoa, Arthropoda, Insecta, Diptera, Tephritidae. The record is from RefSeq and is a predicted model, not a curated record. The transcript is spliced from 2 exons. The coding region runs from base 39 to 1049 and encodes 336 amino acids.